Messenger RNA from Ornithorhynchus anatinus (platypus), 2261 nucleotides. RefSeq names its product DC-STAMP domain containing 2 (gene DCST2). The record is from RefSeq and is a predicted model, not a curated record. Lineage: Eukaryota; Metazoa; Chordata; Mammalia; Monotremata; Ornithorhynchidae. The transcript has 15 exons. Gene Ontology annotation, cellular component: membrane. Bases 19 to 2208 code for a protein of 729 amino acids.
GGCGCCCGCCCUCCGGCCAUGGCGGACGAGGAGAGGACGGUGGUCCGCAGCGCGGGGGGCUUCGCCCUGGGCCUGGCUCUGUCCGCGGCCUACGGGCUCCUGGCCCUGCUGGUCCAGGGCCACCAGCCCUGGGGCUGCUUCGUGGUCUCCGUCACCUUGGCGGCCUUCCUGGGGAUGGGCAUGGCCUUCUCCCGCCCCGUCCGGGCCACCGUGCUCCUGCUGCUGCCCCAGGCCUUCUCCAGGCAGGGCCGCGCGGUGCUGCUGGUGGCGGCCUUCGGGCUGGUGGUGCAGGGCCCGUGCGCCAACGCCCUGAAGAACUUCCGGCGCGCCGGGGAGGCGGUGGCCUGCGGAGCCGAGCUCGCCCUCAACCAGACCCGACGGCUCGUCGACCAAGCGCGCCUGCCUCUCCUCGAUGCCCUGCAGAAGAUCAAGGCCGUGGCCCAGAAGUCCAAGGUGGUGGCCGACCGCAUCCGCCGUUUCUUCCGGGCCAUCAUGGACGGCGUCCAGCACGUGGCCCGGGCGCUGCGCAACGUCUGGUACUGGUUGCGGCACAUCGGGGAGGUGUGCAAUAAGGAGCUGGGCGAGCCCUACCGGAAGUGCGCCCGCGUCUUCGACGGCGCCCAGGACAACUGUCUGCGCGCCCUGCCCGUCCUCUUCUUCCUCUGCUACGUGCUGGUGCCCUUCAAGGUGGUCCUCUGCGGGCUGGCCAAUGUGGCCCAGUUGUUCUGCCUCCUCCCGCGAUACAUCCAACCUUUCCUGCAGCGAACCGUCGGCAUCCCCGUCCUCGACGUCGUCGGCCGCGUCCGCCGCCAGUUUGAGUUCAACGUGAGCGUCGGCCACCGCUUCCGCGUCGACCUCAACUCUUCGCGCAGCCUGUCGCAGGUGGCCUUCGACCUCCAGGAGGCCGUGGCCCUCAAGCUGCACCCGCUGCAAGAGGCCCUGGCCACGUUCAGCUACACCUCCAGCCUGGUGCUGGCCUACCUCUACGUCCAGGCCCUGCUCUACCGGCACCGCUACCUCCGCCACGACGACUUCGACAACAUCUACAUCAGCCGCCGCUUCCUGCGCAUGGACGCGCUGCGCGCCCGCCUGGGGCUGCCCACCGUGCUGCCCCUCAGCGGCGCCGAGAGCUCCAGAUACAUCCUGCCCGGGUCCCCGUUCCUGACGCGGCUGGAGCGUCUGCGCUACACGGCUUCGCUCUUCAACCUGUUCCGCCACGUGCUGCUGGUGCUGCUGCUGGUGGCCCUGGACUAUGCCAUCUUCUGGCUCCUCGACCUGGCGCGAUUCCACCUGCAGGGCGAGAUCGUGGCCCGCAGCCCGGUGGUGGCGACGGUGACGGUGGAGGGGAGCGGCUACACGGGCGAGAUCUACCGGGACCUCGUGUCGGCCUUCGAGGCCCUGCAACGGGGCAACGUCAGCGUCCUGUCGAAGCGCUGCCUUCUCCGGCCGUCCGAGCCCGACUACACCGGCUACUCCCUCAUCGGCCUCAUGUACGGCGUCUGCUUCUGCAUCACCCUGGUGGGUUCCUACGUGGGACGGCUCCGGAGGGUCAUCUGUGCCUCCUAUUACCCCUCGCGGGAGCAGGAGCGGAUCAUAUACCUGUACAACCUGCUGUUGGCGCGUCGAAGCCGGCUCCCGGCGGUGCUGUUCCGGGCGGCCCGGCGGCGCUCGGCCGACCAGGGCCAGACCGGCGUCCUCUUCGUGCUCAUGGCCAAAUUUCCUCGUCUGGCCCGGUUGCUGCGGCCCCUCCGGCUGCAGCGGGCCUGCUGUCUGGCCUGCGGGAGACCCCGACCCGACGGGGCCGGGGAGAACUUCGUGGCCUGCAGCACCCCGGGCUGCCGUGGCCUCUUCUGCCCCGAGUGCUUUCGGCUGCUGGACAACUGCUGCUCCGUGUGCUCAGCCCCGCUCAUCGUCCAGGGGGGCCUGGACCUGGAGCUGGACUCGAGCGACGAGGAGCCGGUCAACCUGUGGCGAGCGGCGGCCCGCGGCCUGGAGGGCGAACGCAGGCGGCUGCUGCGGAGGAAGGUGCGGGACUUUCUGCGCAACGCUGGAACCCACUCCCUCCGCCUCGGCUCCAGCAGCAGCAGCAGCAGCAGCAGCAGCAGCGAGGAGGGUCCCGGGGGCGACACGGGCACCCCCCGCGACGGGGCCCGGCCCGUCUUCGUCCCCUUCCCCCCCUUCUCCUUCGCCGCCCCCUCCCCGCCCUAAAGAAGGCACCGGACGCCGCUCCUUUACCGAAUCUUAAAUUAUUAUUCCCACAA